Ruditapes philippinarum (Manila clam) is the source of this 1270-nucleotide messenger RNA. RefSeq lists its product as uncharacterized. Bases 23 to 1270 code for a protein of 415 amino acids. NCBI's taxonomy places the organism in Eukaryota, Metazoa, Mollusca, Bivalvia, Venerida, Veneridae. The transcript has 5 exons. The record is from RefSeq and is a predicted model, not a curated record.
UAGGUUAUAAGUCAACUUCAAUAUGAACAGCACAGUUCAGUAUAACAAUAGUAGUGUAUUAUCGGCAACGACUGCACAACUAAAAACAGAACGAGCGUUGGUGUUAACAAUAACAAGUAUAGUAUCUGUAUUGAUCAUCCUGGUUGUGAUUGUAUUUGGAAUAAGGCAAUAUUUCAAACGCAAAAAAAUACGUCGGAAUUAUCAGAAUUAUUUGAAUGACAAAGAAACAGUGAACUUUCUGUUUGAAUCGGGUUCUCUCUUAGAGUUAGAUAAAAAAGCUGUAUCAAAAGAUGAAGACUUAGGCUACAUCAGUGAAUCAUCAAGCCUUUUGUCGUCAGGCAGCAAUAACCUGGUGUUAAAGAACGAUUUAUUAUCGUUUUCACUGCAUAAAAAAGGAAAAAGGAAAAAGCCCAACAUACCUAUUCGUACAUCUUCACUGCGUGAUAGAACAAUUAAUGGAGGGCACAAUCUGGUGAAAAAGGAAAGAAUUGUAUCAGAAAUUGCACCACGAAUAUUAAAAGUUAAACCUCUUCUUGCUUCAGACAAACGUGAAAAAGAGGAUGAUGUAGAAAACCGUUUGGAUUGGAAUAAAGUGUUCACAUUUCUCGUCAAUAUUAUAGAACCCGCAACAUGGAAGCUUUUUUUCAUAGAGCUGUUCGAUAAUGGACGGCAUUUACUUGUUUGUGGAAAGACGUCUAAUACAAUUAUUGAGCAUGUUGAGCUGACACAUAAAGGAGCAAUGUCAGGAUUAUUUUUUGAUUUGUUCCAAGAAUGGAUUAAACUCAUGGGUACCGAAGCAAGUCCUAAACAAAUUGAAAAAGCGCUCGAAGGACGAGGGGAUAAUCAUGCAUUGUCAAAAUUUAAGUAUUUCAUGAGAACACCACCUUUGAUACAUGAGCAUUGUAAACUGGCAGGAUCUGAUCAUCACAUGAAAGAAAAUCUUCAGUCGCCUAUAAACAAUAUUGAAAGGCUAGAUAUAUUAGGAUUUCGCGAAGAUGCCACUUUUAGAAAUCGCCAGAUUCAAUGUAUGGCUUUAAGAAAUGGCAGCCAUACUCAGGGUGCUAACAACUUGUUUGAAUCUUAUAUGUUUGGACAGAGUUUGAAUUUUCACUCAAUGAGAGAAGAAAGGUACAGAUUUGCUGCUGAUACGGAGAAACGAACUCGCUAUGAAAUUUUGUUAACGUACCCGAGUCAACUUAUGAUGAUGAAAGUGAUGAACCUCCAUAUAAAAUUAGAAAGUAUUGUGUGGAUUCUAAUUCAAUGUCUUUAA